GGCAGCAACAGACGCUAGAGCAGCCCCCGUAUACGGCAAAAUUAUUUAACGUAAAAAGGCAAAGAUUCCGUUUUGGCGCCAAGCGAAAUUUUGGCGAAAUUCGAAAAACUCACAGAAGUGACAAAGACAUUUUGAGAAACUUAAGUGAAUAAGUGCAAUAAGUGACAUUUAUUGAGACUAGAAAAAACUACAAAAGAAAAAUCAAACGAUGGCAAUCGCUUACUUUAUACCCGAUCAGGCGCAACUGUUGGCCAGGAGCAGGCAACAAGCAAGUGCGCAACAAGCAGCAGGCAGCGUCGGCUCGAGCCCAACGAAUGUCAGGCAAAACGAGGCCCGACAACAGCAACAGCCACAGCAGCAACAGCAACAGCAACAGCAACAACGAAGACAACAACGCGCCGGCAGCUCACAGUUUCGCGCCAACAUUUCAGUGCCGUUGGGCCGCGAACAGGGCGCCAUGUCCAUGUCGGAGUUCGGCUGCUGGGAGCUGUUGGCUCAGAUUUUCUGCUACGCCUUGCGGCUCUACAGCUACAAUCCCGCACAGCGCAGGCCGACAGUCAUACAAAUCUCGUUCGAGAUUAGUAGCGGCGCCAGUGAUGCGGAUGCAACUGGAGGAGCAGCAGAUGAGGAUGCUCAUGCUGAUGCUGACGUUGGAGACGUGACAGAUGCGAAGCAGGAGUAG
Drosophila hydei is the source of this 682-nucleotide messenger RNA. RefSeq names its product cell death protein Grim (gene grim). The transcript has a single exon. The record is from RefSeq and is a predicted model, not a curated record. NCBI's taxonomy places the organism in Eukaryota, Metazoa, Arthropoda, Insecta, Diptera, Drosophilidae. Bases 209 to 682 code for a protein of 157 amino acids.